UUCACUUGCAAAUUCUACAAAUGGCUUUCUCUCUCACUUCUCUCUCAACUUUCUCUUUCUAAACCCUUAAUAUCUCUCCCUAUUCUCUUUCUUUGUCUUUGUGUACAGGCACUCAUUUGGUUCACUAUGGCUGGGAGAAAAAGGAGGAAGAUUAAAUUGUUAGAUGAAACGAUCACAAAAAGUAAAGGAAAAAGAACUAAGGAAAAGAAUGAGAAAUUGGAGCUACAAACUUGGUCUGAUCUUCCUACAGAACUUUUGGAGAUCAUAAUAUCCCGUCUAAGUCUAGAUGACAAUAUCCGUGUCUCUGUUGUAUGCAAGAGAUGGCACUCAGUUGCUAUUUCUGUCCGGGUGGUCAACCAAUCACCUUGGCUUAUGUACUUUCCAAAAUUUGGUGACUCAUAUGAGUUUUAUGAUCCAUCACAGCGGAAGACUCAGUCUGUUGAAUUACCUGAGUUGACUGGAUCCAGGGUUUGUUACACCAAAGACGGUUGGUUAUUGCUAUACAGACCAAGAUCUAAUCGUGUGUUUUUCUUUAAUCCCUUUACUCGAGAAGUGAUAAAGUUACCAAGAUUUGAAUUGACCUAUCAGAUAGUUGCUUUCUCUUGUGCACCAACAUCUUCUAGCUGCAUACUUUUUACAGUCAAGCACAUCAGUCCCACAGUUGUUGCUAUUAGUACUUGCCAUCCUGGGGCAACAGAAUGGACCACUAAUAGUUACCAAAAUCGCUUGCCCUUUGUUAGCAGCAUUUGGAAUAAGCUUGUUUUCUGCAAUGGACUCUUUUACUGUCUGAGUCUCACUGGUUGGCUAGGGGUGUUUGACCCAUUUGAACGUUCUUGGAGUGUUCUUGCUGUGCCUCCCCCAAGAUGCCCUGAGAACUUUUUUGCCAAAAAUUGGUGGAAGGGCAAGUUUAUGGCUGAGCAUAAGGGAGACAUAUUAGUUAUUUAUACAUGCUCUAGUGAAAACCCUAUUAUAUUCAAGCUGGAUCAGACAAACAUGAUCUGGGAAGAGAAGCAGACUCUUGAAGGUGUGACCCUUUUUGCCAGUUUCUUGUCAUCACAUUCUAGAACUGACCUCCCUGGAAUACUGAGAAACAGUGUUUAUUUCUCUAAAGUCCGUUUCUACGGAAGGCGUUGCAUAUCAUACUCCCUUGAGGAUUCUAGAUACUAUCCUCGUAAGCAAUGUUAUGACUGGGGAGAACAAGACCCUUUUGAGAACAUUUGGAUCGAACCACCUCAAGGCUUUACAACCUUCACCUGAACAAUGCUUAGUGAGAAAAUUAGGAAGCAGAGUAAUUUCUGUGGACCUUUGCAGUGUAAAAAGAUUCUGAAUGUAACCUCUGGUAUUUGUUUGCUGUUAAACAACAUAAUCAGGCCUUGAAAGUUGUUGCCAUUAUAGUUCUCUAGGUUCAACACCUGCAUCCCCCAAAUAUAAUAUUGGUUUUUUAGCUUGAAUCAACACAAAUUCAUAAAUAAAGAAUUGUGUACAUCAUCUGCUGCGCUUAUGAUCUUGAGAUCUUGUCUACUUUUCAAUGUUAUUAUUAAUGAGAAUUGAUGGUUUGCUAACUUUAGUUUUGUCA
Ziziphus jujuba (common jujube) is the source of this 1576-nucleotide messenger RNA. Its product is annotated as F-box/kelch-repeat protein At1g57790. NCBI's taxonomy places the organism in Eukaryota, Viridiplantae, Streptophyta, Magnoliopsida, Rosales, Rhamnaceae. The transcript has 3 exons. The coding region runs from base 127 to 1257 and encodes 376 amino acids. Gene Ontology annotation, molecular function: protein binding. The record is from RefSeq and is a predicted model, not a curated record.